AUGGCCGACAGACUCGUUCCCGUUAUUUCGCUGAAAGACUUUGACAGUCGCAAAGACGAAAUCACACGGCAGCUUGUAGAUGCAGCUGAACAUGCAGGCUUCUUCACCCUGGUGGAGCAUGGGCUUUCUGUCGAGGAAAUUGAAUCCCAAUUCUCCAUCUCGAAGAAGUUCUUCGGUCUUCCAGCUGAAGUCAAGGGAAGAACUCCGCAUGACACCAAGACCAACAAUGGAUGGGAGUACAUGGCUCAACUGCGCCCGAGCACGGGGACCUAUGAUCAGAAGGAAUCUCUGUGGUUGCAGCGUCACUCGCAGUGGCCGAGCGAUGAGGAUGUCCCAGGCUUCCGAGAGACAACGGAGGCCUUCAUGCGCAAGUGUGCAGAUAUCUCCGACCGUGUUCUGUCGUGCUUUGCCGUUGCCCUGGGAUUUUCCGAGGAUUACUUCAAAGUUGCCAACGAUCCAACUCAACCCGACUGUUUGACACAACUUCGCCUCAUUCAUUACCCGCCGUCGACGAACGCAAUUGGCACUUGGAGAGCUGGAAGCCACACCGACAUUGGAUGUCUCACCCUUCUAUUCCAGCGAGACGGGGAGGAUGGUCUCGAAAUCUGUCCAGGCAGGGAGACCCACUCCAGCUUCGCGCUGGGCGAUGUUUUUACACCACUACCUGCUAAGACAGGCCCGAUUGUUGUCAAUAUCGGUGAUAUGCUUAUGGCUUGGUCCGAUGACCGUUUGAAGUCUAAUUUCCACCGUGUGCGUGCAAAGGACGUGGGCUUGUCUCCGUCUCGAUACUCCAUUGCAUAUUUUAAUCAAGCUCGACGGGACUUUGUCUUACAGGGGCCGCAAAAGAAAUACCCUCCCAUAACUGUUGGAGAGUAUUUCGCUCAGGCUGUUGCAAAGAACUUCAGUAGACAGGUGGCAGUCGCUACAUGA
Molecule: messenger RNA, 930 nt
Organism: Rhinocladiella mackenziei CBS 650.93
Lineage: Eukaryota; Fungi; Ascomycota; Eurotiomycetes; Chaetothyriales; Herpotrichiellaceae
Exons: 6
Coding region: 1-930 (309 amino acids)
Molecular function (GO): dioxygenase activity
Source: RefSeq, a predicted model, not a curated record